AUGGCUAGAUAUAAAAGUUUUAGAGUUGGUCUCUAUAAUGCUGGGUCAAUAAGAAGCAAAAAAUGGGUCAAUGUGGAUAAUUUUCUUGAUUCUCUUACCGACACUUUAACUUCACAAUCCAACUUUGAUUAUUUUAUAUUAUUAGGCGAUUUUAACAUUAACAUUUUGGAUACUAAUGACAGCAAAUCUCUACGUCUCAAACAAUUUCUGACCUAUACUAAUUCAAGUAACUGUAUUUCAGAACCUACACACUUCACACGAGACAGUGCAACGUUAAUUGAUUUAGUUAUCACGGAUGCACGUGUUACAAAUACACUUGUUAAACAUACACCAGAAUUAGGAGGGCACGCUUUUAUUUUGGUUGACUUCCAUUUAAAAAAACCUAAGAUAACACCAAUACAACAAAUUAUAAGACCUAUUAAAAGUAUCAAUAUGCUUGCUUUUCUAUCAGAUCUCGAAGCUAUAAAUUGGGAUACUAUCACAGGGUUUAGCUGUGUCGAUCAAAUGUUAUCUGAGUUUUCCAAAAAAAUUUCAGAAUUAUUUGAUAAGCAUGCUCCUGAGAAAUUAGUAACGUUUAAAAAAAGACAACUGCUAUGGUUCACUAGUAAUGUUCGGUACAUGAUGCAACUGCGUGACAGCGCUCAUAAUAAGUAUCGACAAACAAAAGCUGAAAGUGAUAAACUCAUUACAAAUCUCUUAAAAGACUAG
Parnassius apollo (apollo) is the source of this 708-nucleotide messenger RNA. Lineage: Eukaryota; Metazoa; Arthropoda; Insecta; Lepidoptera; Papilionidae. The record is from the annotation of a GenBank genome assembly.